Molecule: messenger RNA, 1293 nt
Organism: Penicillium pulvis
Lineage: Eukaryota; Fungi; Ascomycota; Eurotiomycetes; Eurotiales; Aspergillaceae
Product: L-threonylcarbamoyladenylate synthase
Exons: 1
Coding region: 1-1293 (430 amino acids)
Biological process (GO): regulation of translational fidelity
Cellular component (GO): cytoplasm
Molecular function (GO): tRNA binding; nucleotidyltransferase activity; double-stranded RNA binding
Source: RefSeq, a predicted model, not a curated record
AUGGCGGAUGAGACACGGGUUGUCUCUGUCCAACGCCUUAACCAAGGCCCCGGGGCCCGGUCCCUGGCAGAUUGGUGGGCCGACGAGCGCAAGAGUCAAACACCUGAAUCUAAGGCUAUCGAAGAAGCCGCAAAUCUCCUUCGCACAAAUGAUACCCCCGUCGCCUUCCCCACAGAAACGGUUUACGGCUUGGGUGCCGAUGCCACACGCAGUGGUGCCGUCCAGGGCAUCUAUCGCGCGAAGCAACGGCCCUCAGACAACCCGCUGAUCGUUCAUGUCGACUCUCUUGAUAUGCUUGAUCGACUGUUGAAUCCCUCCCAAGGCAGCCCUAGUUCAACCAAGACACCGCGAAACUCCCUUCCUCCGAUUUAUACGCCUCUUAUCGAGCGCUUUUGGCCAGGCCCGCUAACCAUCAUCCUACCGAACCCGUCUGGCUCGGACCUAGCUCCGGAGGUCACUUCGAACCUGACGACCUUUGGUGCUCGCAUGCCCUCCUCUCCACUCGCUCGUCUACUCAUCCAUGCUACUGAUCGCCCACUCGCUGCGCCGUCUGCAAAUGCCUCUACGAAGCCCUCUCCAACCACGGCACAACACGUCCACCACGACCUGAAAGGACGAAUUGACCUUAUUCUCGACGGUGGUCCGUCCGGUGUUGGUGUUGAAAGUACCGUUGUGGACGGUCUAUGCGACCCACCGGCAGUCUUGCGGCCAGGCGGUAUUGGCAUUGAGGAAUUGCGCGAGGUUCCCGGCUGGGAGAACGUCACAGUAGGCUACCGCGACGGAACCUUAGAUGUGAAGGAGAUCCCCCGGGCCCCGGGCAUGAAAUAUCGACACUACUCACCGAAAGCGCGAGUCGUAUUAUUUAAAGCCGGCUCCGAUUUGGCUUGCGUGACACGCCAUGUUCAACAUGACCUGAAAGAUACAGCCAUUGGUGCCCACAACAUCGGCAUUGUGCGAACGCGGGAGUGGACGCAGGGCUUAGGCCUUGCCCCGGAUGAUGUGAUGGCCAGUACCAUCAAGCCUAUCUCCGCCGCGAUCAAUGAUCUGGUCAGCUUCCCUAUUCCUGUUCAGCCGACUGGCAGCUCGAAUAGCAUGACCAAAGUGGCAUACGACUACCAUCUGGGCUCGGAUACGGGAUCUAUUGCGCAUGGGCUUUUCGCAGCGCUACGGGCACUCGAUGAGCUUGACGUGGAUGUGAUUUACGUGGAGGGAAUCUCCGACAGCGACGGCGACCUGGCGGCGGCGGUGAUGAACCGACUCCGGAAGGCGGCUGGUACGGAGAUGAAGGUGUAG